Molecule: messenger RNA, 930 nt
Organism: Neospora caninum
Lineage: Eukaryota; Apicomplexa; Conoidasida; Eucoccidiorida; Sarcocystidae
Product: Acyl-carrier-protein S-malonyltransferase, related
Exons: 3
Coding region: 1-930 (309 amino acids)
Molecular function (GO): transferase activity
Source: RefSeq, a predicted model, not a curated record
AUGGGCGUGACGUCGGCCCGCCAGUCGGCGGCGGCCAAGGCUCUCUUCAAAGAAGCGUCGGAAGUCGUUGGCCGAGACUUGCUGAAGCUCUGCGAAGAAGGCCCCGAGGCAGACUUGCACCAGACAGAGUGGGCGCAGCCUGCGCUGCUGACAGCGAGUAUGGCGGCCGUCGCACGCUGGAAAGAAGAACAAGAGGCAUCUGCGUCGCCAGCGCCGUCGCCCUCGGCCACCCUGGGUCUGUCCCUCGGGGAGUACAGCAGUCUGUGCUUCGCAGGAGCGCUUUCGUUCCCGGAAGCAGUGCACCUGACGCGUCAGCGAGGCCUGCUGAUGCAGAAGGCGGGCGAAGGCACCGGCGGCAUGGCGGCUGUUCUCGGGCUGACUCGGGAGCAAUCCGCUCGCCUUCGCGACGCCGUGCAAGCGACGCUGCGCGGCCGGAGCGGCGACUCGGCCCGAACCGGGGAGGUCUGCGAAAUCGCCAACUACCUGUGUCCGGGAAACAUCGUUUUCUCGGGAACUCGCGCGGGGAUUGACGCGCUGGAGGAGCUGGCGACGCAGAAGGCCGAUCCGGCGGAGGCGGCCCGCGGCUUCCCACGAGCGAAACGCGUGGUGCGGCUCAGAGUCAGCGGCGCCUUCCACAGCUGCUUGAUGCAGGAAGCUGCGGAGGGGUUGCGCCAGGCGCUUGAAAACGCGGAAAUCAAAACGCCCAAGAUCCCCGUCGUCAUGAACGUGGACGCGCGCACGCAUGCAGACCCGCGGGUGAUCAAACAACAGCUCAUGAGACAGCUCACAAACCCAGUGUUGAUGGACAAGAGCCUAGAGCUGCUCGUCGACCGGGGCAUGCAGGAAGGCUUCGAAUUCGGCCCCGGAGGCGUGUUGGCGGGGCUGAUGAAGAAGACGCGGCAGGAGGUCAAAGUGCACCAAGUGGAUUGA